CUUGCAUGUUCCCAUCUCUUUAUCCUCCUUGGCUGGUUCCUCCGCUCUGUUCUCUGGCUCAGGAAUUUGCUCUCCAGGGCUUUUCGUUCUGCUCUUUAGCAGAAUGUGUCACUGUUGCUUUCCAUCAUCAAACUUUUCACUCCCAUGGCCUCUGUGUUCUUCUUCCUGAUGGGUGCCUUCUCCUCUGCCUGGCGCUCCUGGAGGCCGGGCCCCUCUCCCAAGUGCGAAUCUGAUGGAGGCAGGUCCUUCUUGCCGGGACCUCGUGAGAAAUGACAUGUCCCACCUGUCUCGAGGGGUUGUUCUCUGACACUGGAGCGGCUGUAGAGCAGAGAGGGGCAGGGGUGAAGGGCCACGGUGGUGCAACCCACCACUUCCUCCAGCGAGGAGCCGAGAGGAACAGGAAGUGUCGGGACUUUAGGACCCACGCCUCCAGCUGAGGUUUUUAGACGUGAUCCAGGGCAGACUGGUAGUGAAGCCCCCACGCCAGCCGGGAGCACCGCCGAGGCCUCCAGCGCACCGAGGGUGAGUGUGCAGAGCCCCGCCAUGUCCAGGACAUGCUGGGCCUGCGACCCCCUCUGCUCGCCCUGGUGGGGCUGCUCUCCCUCGGGUGCGUCCUCUCUCAGGAGUGCACGAAGUUCAAGGUCAGCAGCUGCCGGGAGUGCAUCGAGUCGGGGCCCGGCUGCACCUGGUGCCAGAAGCUGAACUUCACAGGGCCAGGGGAUCCUGACUCCAUUCGCUGUGACACCCGGCCACAGCUGCUCAUGAGGGGCUGUCCCGCAGACGACAUCAUGGACCCCAGGAGCCUCGCCGAAACCCAGGAAGACCACGAUGGGGGCCAGAAGCAGCUGUCCCCACAAAAAGUGACUCUUUACCUGCGACCAGGCCAGGCAGCAGAGUUCACCGUGACCUUCCGGCGGGCCAAGGGCUACCCCAUCGACCUGUACUACCUGAUGGACCUCUCCUACUCCAUGCUCGACGACCUCAGGAACGUCAAGAAGCUGGGUGGCGACCUGCUCCAGGCCCUCAAUGAGAUCACCGAGUCCGGCCGCAUUGGCUUCGGGUCCUUCGUGGACAAGACCGUGCUGCCGUUCGUGAACACACACCCCGAUAAGCUGCGAAACCCAUGUCCUAACAAGGAGAAAGAGUGCCAGGCCCCGUUUGCCUUCAGGCACGUGCUGAAGUUGACCGACAACUCCAACCAGUUUCAGAGAGAGGUCGGGAAGCAGCUGAUUUCAGGAAACCUGGAUGCACCUGAGGGUGGGCUGGACGCCAUGAUGCAGGUCGCCGCCUGCCCGGAGGAAAUCGGCUGGCGCAAUGUCACACGGCUGCUGGUGUUCGCCACUGACGACGGCUUCCACUUCGCGGGCGACGGGAAGCUGGGUGCCAUCCUGACCCCCAAUGACGGCCGCUGUCACCUGGAGGACAACAUGUACAAGAGGAGCAACGAGUUCGACUACCCAUCGGUGGGCCAGCUGGCGCACAAGCUGGCUGAGAACAACAUCCAGCCCAUCUUCGCGGUGACCAGGAAGAUGGUGAAGACCUACGAGAAACUCACUGAGAUCAUCCCGAAGUCAGCGGUGGGGGAGCUGUCUGACGACUCCAGCAAUGUGGUCCAGCUCAUUAAGAACGCUUACAAUAAACUCUCCUCCAGGGUCUUCCUGGAUCACAACGCCCUCCCCGACACCCUGAAAGUCACCUAUGACUCCUUCUGCAGCAAUGGAGUGACCCUCAGGGACCAGUCCAGAGGUGACUGCGACGGUGUGCAGAUCAAUGUCCCGGUCACCUUCCGGGUGAAGGUCACGGCCACAGAGUGUAUCCAGGAGCAGUCGUUUGUCAUCCGGGCACUGGGCUUCACGGACACAGUGACCGUACGGGUCCUUCCCCAGUGUGAGUGCCGGUGCCGGGACCAGAGCAGAGACCGCAGUUUCUGCCAUGGCAAGGGCUUCUUGGAGUGUGGCAUCUGCAGGUGUGACACUGGCUACAUUGGGAAAACCUGUGAGUGCCAGACGCAGGGCCGGAGCAGCCAGGAGCUGGAAGGAAGCUGCCGGAAGGACAACAACUCCGUCAUCUGCUCAGGGCUGGGGGACUGCGUCUGCGGGCAGUGUCUGUGCCACACCAGCGACGUCCCCGGCAAGGAGAUCUACGGGCAGUACUGCGAGUGUGACACCGUCAACUGUGAGCGCUACAACGGCCAGGUCUGCGGCGGCCCGGGGAGGGGGCGUUGCCGCUGCGGGAAGUGCCACUGCCUCCAGGGCUUCGAAGGCUCAGCGUGCCAGUGCGAGAGGUCCAUCGAGGGCUGCCUGAACCCGCGGCGUGUCGAGUGCAGCGGCCGUGGCCGGUGCCGCUGCAACGUGUGUGAGUGCGAAGGGAAUUACCAUCCGCCUCUGUGCCAGGAGUGCCCCAGCUGCCCCUCGCCCUGCGGCAAGAACAUCUCCUGUGCUGAGUGCCUGAAGUUCGACAAAGGCCCUUUCGCGAAGAACUGCAGCGCAGCGUGUCGGCACCUGCAGCUGUCGAACAACCCCGUGAAGGGCAGGACCUGCAAGGAGAGGGACUCAGAGGGCUGCUGGGUGACGUACAUGCUGGAGCAGCAGGACGGGUGGGGUCGCUACAUCAUCUAUGUGGAUGAGAGCCGAGAGUGCGUGGCGGGCCCCAACAUCGCCGCCAUCGUCGGGGGCACUGUGGCAGGCAUCGUACUGAUCGGCGUCCUCCUGCUGGUCAUCUGGAAGGCCCUGACCCACCUGAGCGACCUCCGGGAGUACAGGCGUUUUGAGAAGGAGAAGCUCAAGUCCCAGUGGAACAACGAUAAUCCCCUUUUCAAGAGUGCCACCACAACGGUCAUGAACCCUAAGUUUGCUGAGAGUUAGGAGCACUUGGUGAAGACAAGGCCGUCGGGCCCACAACGUCUGCCCCGUCACGUGGCUGAGACAUGGCUUGCAACAGCUCUUGAGGAUGUCACCAAUUAACCAGAAAUCCAGUUAUUUUCUGCCCUCAAAAUAACAGCCAUGGCCAGCCAGGCGCUUCUAGGGGCUCAUCAGGGGGUACAGCCCUGCUCUGACCUGCACAGUCCUUGCAUGGAGACAUGAGAAGGGAGGGCUUGAGGCUGCUGAGGUGAGGGGCGUGUCUCCUGUGCAAGUCAGGACAGCCGUCUGGUUAAAGGUGGUGCCAAUUUAUUUACAUUUAAACUUGUCAGGAUAUAAAAUGACAUCCCAUUCAUUAAAUUGUUAAUCAAUCACGUGUAUAGAAAAAAAAUAAAACUUCAACACAGGCUGUCCAUGGAAA
Messenger RNA from Piliocolobus tephrosceles (Ugandan red Colobus), 3279 nucleotides. RefSeq names its product integrin subunit beta 2 (gene ITGB2). Gene Ontology annotation, molecular function: amyloid-beta binding; protein kinase binding; integrin binding. The transcript is spliced from 16 exons. Bases 555 to 2864 code for a protein of 769 amino acids. The record is from RefSeq and is a predicted model, not a curated record. Gene Ontology annotation, cellular component: focal adhesion; cell surface; integrin complex. NCBI's taxonomy places the organism in Eukaryota, Metazoa, Chordata, Mammalia, Primates, Cercopithecidae. Gene Ontology annotation, biological process: cell-matrix adhesion; leukocyte cell-cell adhesion; cell adhesion mediated by integrin.